GCAGAGAAAACAGUACACUUAUAUUCUGACUGAGAGCAGGGUUGACCAAUAUUUUUUUUACCUAUCUUGUGUAAACAGAGACAGUCCAAGCAGUAAAAACAAAUACUGUUAUUAGCACCAGACAACUGUCAGGAUGAAGAAGCGGUCGACUAACCUUCGAGUGAGAUUACCCGUUUUCCUGUUUGUAUCCCAGGUGAUUUUUGUUGCCAUUUACUUUGGCUUUGUGACCUACGACGAGCAUGCUGAUGCCCGUUUUCAGACCAAUCAGACAAAUCCAAUGCACAAUGCCAUGUACAAGGACUACCCCUUCUUCACAGAUAUACAGGUCAUGAUUUUCCUCGGCUUUGGAUGUUUGCUGGCAUUUUUCCGACUCUACGGCUUCGGUGGGAUGGUUUUGAACUUUCUGACUGCUACCUUUGCCAUCCAGUGGGCCAUCCUGGUCCAGGGCUACUUCCAGUUCUAUCAUAACGGGAAGAUCCACUUUGGAGUUGUGAACCUCAUAAAUGCAGAAUUUGCUUGUGCGGUCGUCCUCAUCUCUUUCGGAGCGGUGCUGGGGAAGACCAGCCCACUCCAGCUGCUGGCCAUGACUCUGUUGGAGGUGCCUGUGUUUGCGGUCACAGAGUGGAUCGUUCUGAAGUAUCUGAAGAUCAAUGACGCAGGAGGGUCUAUUCUCAUCCAUCUCUUUGCCUGUUAUUUUGGACUGGGUGUGACGUUUGUGCUGUACAGGUCAGGUUUAACAGAGGGUCAUGUUAAGGAGAACACCAGCUACCACUCAGACAUCUUGUCUGUGAUGGGCACUUUGUUCCUCUGGGUGUUCUGGCCCUCAUUCAACUCCGCACUGACCCUUAAAGGGGAUGACCAGCACAGAGCCAUCCUGCACACCUUUAUUGGCCUCAGCGCCUCCACACUGACUGCAUUCGCUCUGUCUGCAAUGCUGAACAAAAAAGGAAAGCUCACCAUGGCAGAUAUUCAGAACGUGACCCUGGCUGGGGGAGUAACAGUUGGGGCGUCUGUGGAUAUGAUGAUAUCACCUGCAGCUGCGUAUGUGCUGGGUAUGAUGGGCUGCACUGCCUGCAUGCUGGGCUACAAGUACCUGAGCCCAUUCUUAGCACAACGCUGCAGGAUCCAGGAUCAGUGUGGGAUACACAAUCUGCACGGACUAACAGGACUUAUAUCAUGCGCAGCAGGGAUAUGUGCUAUUCUGAUGGCCGAUGAGGAAGUUUACGGCCCAAGUUUGUAUGAGAUCUUUGCUCACAGAGCACCAGUGGAGGGGGACCCGAAACUGCAAGAACUGCAGAUGCUGAUUCCAGGUUUAAAACCGGGAUUGGGAAGGACUGCAAGGGAGCAGGCUCUCUUCCAGGUUGCAGCUCUAUUCUCCACGAUAGGACUGUCGGCACUGGGGGGCAUUCUGACAGGUUAUGUGUUGAAGCUGCCUUACCUUGCAGCUCCUCCGGAUGAUCUCUGCUUUGAUGAUGUGGUGUUUUUUGACGUUCCCCCAGAUUAUGAUGCAUCAUUUAAACUCAGCUACCAAAUGACUGCAGAGGAGUCUCCAGAUGUGCAGCACCAAAGAGUUGUCAUCCAAUUAAUGGACAAUAACAUGGAAAAUAAAUGUGCCUGACUUGGUCUUUUGAACUGACUGAAGGUGUGUGUAUCUCACUAUUAAAUACAUGUUUAUAUUCAUUACACUCUAGAAUUCUUGUUAGCAUUUAUAUUUUUGCAAUACUUUUCAGUAACUUUGUUGAUAUAAUUCAUGCUCCACAAAAACAGAGCUGUCAGCUGCUACCUGCAAAAUGUAAUUGUAUUAUCAUACACUAAAAUUAAUAAAGUACUGAAUACUA
This is a messenger RNA of Gambusia affinis (western mosquitofish), 1838 nucleotides long. RefSeq names its product Rh50-like protein (gene rh50). The record is from RefSeq and is a predicted model, not a curated record. Lineage: Eukaryota; Metazoa; Chordata; Actinopteri; Cyprinodontiformes; Poeciliidae. Gene Ontology annotation, molecular function: ammonium channel activity. Gene Ontology annotation, cellular component: plasma membrane. The coding region runs from base 134 to 1618 and encodes 494 amino acids. Gene Ontology annotation, biological process: ammonium homeostasis; ammonium transmembrane transport. The transcript has a single exon.